Molecule: messenger RNA, 1256 nt
Organism: Arabidopsis lyrata subsp. lyrata
Lineage: Eukaryota; Viridiplantae; Streptophyta; Magnoliopsida; Brassicales; Brassicaceae
Product: probable transcription factor At1g44810
Exons: 2
Coding region: 273-1001 (242 amino acids)
Biological process (GO): regulation of DNA-templated transcription
Cellular component (GO): nucleus
Source: RefSeq, a predicted model, not a curated record
UUCUUCAUCACACCAAGAAUUCGAAAAAUCCCAAUGGCCAAGAAAGAUUCCAACACUCUAGAAGAUCCACCAACCGCUACUUCAAGCGACGACGACGAAGUUGAGAUUUCAUCUGAACAAGAUGAUGAAGAACAGAUCUCCAAUUCUUCUUCUGAAGAAGACGAACCCAAAGAUCCCGUCACAAUUCCCUCCACUAAAACCCCAAAAUCUCCUUCCGCCGCUGUCCAACUUCCGAUUCUGACUCAGAUAAGCCAAUCGUCUUCACCAAGCAGAUGAGGAUGGAAGGUACUGAUUCACCGGCGGUGAAAUCAGGGAAGAAGCGAGCUAGUGAAGGAACCACCUCAAAGGACAUCAAAAGAGCUAAGAAAGUUUCAGGCGACAACGAUAACAAAAAGCCGCAUUUACAUAGAUUAUGGACUGAAGAAGAUGAGAUCUCUAUGUUACAAAGCAUGAUUGAUUUCAAAGCUGAGACAGGUACAAGUCCUCAUGAUGAUUUGAAUAAGUUUUUCGAUAUCGCUAAGAAAUCUAUAAGCUUUGAUGUUAGUAAGAGUCAGUUUGGUGACAAGAUUAGAGGUUUAAAGAAGAAGUAUUUUGGUAAACGGAAGAAGAAAAGUGUUGAAUCUGAUCAUGAUAAGAAAUGUUUGGGAUUGGUUAAGUCUAUUUGGGGAUCUGUUGCUGAAUCUCCUGUGAAAUCUAAGAAGACUAAUAAUAAGAAAGAAGAUAAAGAUGUGAAGAAGGUGGAAGAAGAUAAGGAAGUGGUGAUUCUUGGAGGAGAUUCGGAGUGGUCGAAUUGGUUUGAGAAGUCUUUUUUGGUUCGGGUUAUUGUGAGUCUCGGUAUGGAUGAGUGUUUUGUGAAGUGGAAAUGGAGUAAGGUGCCUGUGGAGAUUAAGAAGAAGAUUGAAGAAAAGAUGAAGAUGGUUGAAGGUAAGGAAUUUCAGUUGUUGUCACUGAAGAUUGAUGUUUUGAAGGAGGUGACUUCGUUGAUUGCUGAAACCAACUAAGAAGUGGUAAUCGUAUAGGUUUAUCGGUUUUUAAUCGCGGGUUUGAUGGAGAUGUAAAUGCCUCUUUUUGUUAUGGAGCUUAGGAUUUAUCUUUCUAUCUACGCUUAUGGUUUUUAGUCUUUUUAUUUCUUUUGUGAGAAUUAGCUAAGAAGAGGAAGACAUGUUGUAAAAAUAGCCUUUUGGUCGAUGGUUGUAAUGAACUUAAGACUUAGUAAGCUUUGCAAUUCAGGUAGAUACUAGUUCCUGUUUCAAGUA